GCCCUAUGGGAUGACUUUAGCCCAACAGAAAUUUUUGUUUAAAAAUGGUGUAAAAUUGAUACCUUGAGGUAUGUUGUUGAUGUUUAGUAGCAAAUUGUGGGAAAUUUAUUAUUUAUUUAGUUUAACUUAGUUUACUUAACUCGAGCCUUUGUGAAAUUAUUGUAAAUUGCACUUUAGAAAAAGCACCUAAAAUCUGAAUUUUUUUAGGUGUGUAAACUUUUACAUCGAUAGCAGUACCUGUUGAAGGUUUUUUAUUGGAAUAUACACUAAAUUAAUUUUAAACCAUUAGUGUUUGAUUCUAUCUUGUAUUGAAAGCUUAACAGUUUAUUACUUUAUUAUUGAGGUUAAAAAAAAAUAGGUUGUCUUUGGCCCACUACAUAGAGUGACAUUGGCCCGGGCUAAAGUUACCCCAUUUAUUAGAGUAAACCUUUUUUAGUGAUCAUUUAUAGAUAUUAUGGUAGUUACUAUGUUGGAAUGAAAAAUUUUGUAGUAGUAAUGCAAUAGAAAAUCAGUAUAACAGUUUGUAUUAGUAAAUCAGUAUAAAAUUAUAGUGAAACUUGUUUAGUUCUUAGUUUAAAUAUGCCAAAAAAUUACAAGCCAAAUCGUGGAAGAAAAAAAUGUUACUUAUACUUUAGAACAGUUAGACAAUGCAUUAAAAGAUUUAAAGAAUGGUUUAAUUACUCAAAGACAAGCAGCUUUGAAAUACGAUAUACCAAGAUCAACAUUAAAAAAUAAAAUAAAACAGACAUAUCUUAAAAAGUAUGGUGGUCAGCAAAUAUUUACAUCAAAAGAAGAAGACAUGUUUAAGGCAUAUGCAAUAAAAUUAUCUGAGUUUGGUUUUCCUGUUGAUAAAUAUAAUUUAAGAUGCAUAGUAAAAGGGUAUUUAUACCUCAGAAGUAUUUAUACCAUAGAAAAAGGCGUCAUCAUACCUCAGUUCAAAGAUAAUUUUCCAGGUGGUGAUUGGAUUUGAUCUUUUUUAAAAAGAAAUCCAGAAUUCACAGUAAGAUUUGCAAGCAACAUAAAGCGAAAGAGAGCAGAAAUAGGAACGACUGUGAUUGAUAACUACUUUAUAAAUCUAUCAAAUGAAAUAAGUAAUAUAUUACCUGAUAAUAUAUGGAUCUAUGAUGAAACCAAUCUCAGUGAUGAUCCAGGUAAAAAAAAAAUAUUAACAAAGCGUGGAUGUAAGUAUACUGAACGCAUCAUUAAUUCUACAAAAACCUUAUUUUCUGUAAUGUUUUGCGGUAAUGCUAAUGGUGAAUUGCUACCACCUUAUGUUGUUUACAAAGCUGAGUUGUUAUGGAAUACAUGGAUGGAACAUGGGCCACCAAAAGCACGUUAUAACAGAUCAAAAAGUGGUUGGUUUGACUCAACAUGUUUUGAGGACUGGUUUUUCUCUUUACUUCUUCCAAGAUUUAAGAAGGCUCAAGGAAGAAGUGUCAUUAUCGGUGAUAAUGUAUCUUCACAUUUGAGCAUUGCAGUACUGGAUGCAUGUCAAAACAAUAACAUAGGAUUUGUGGCAUUACCAGCAAACUCUACACAUUUCACGCAGCCAUUAGAUGUUGCCUACUUUAGACCUAUGAAGAUUAACUGGCGCAAAAUAUUAUGUGAAUGGAAGGAGAAAGGAAAAGAAAGGAGAGUUGCUUCUCUUCCUAAAGAUGAUUUUCCUAGACUUUUAGACCGUUUAAUUACCAACUUAAAUGAACAUGGGAAUGAUAACCUUAGAGCUGGUUUUCUCAAAACUGGAAUUUUUUCAUUAGACAAGUCUCAAGUGCUUUCACGACUACCAUGUUGUAAUGUAGGUUUAGACUCAACUACUGAUUUAGUAAGCCAAUCAUUUUUAGAUCAUUUAUGUAAGUCACUAGAUGAUCCCUCAGAUGGUUCUGAAAAACCUAAGUGACGUAAAGUAUGUACUGUCCCAGGUAAAAGCUUAUGUUCAACAGAUAUAUCAUUGUGUGUUAUAAAUGAAAAUAAUAGAUUAAAUUCAAAUAAUGUAGAUACACCUAUCAGUAUUAUAAAUACAAUUGAGACCAACAGCAUUGAUUUUGCUGGCCCAAGUACAAAUACUGGAACUACUAAGACUUCUAAUCUAAUUUUUGCAGAUGUAAGUUUAGUUGUAGAAAGUCAUAUAAAAUCUUUAGAUCAUUCAGCGUUAGGCAAAAAGAACUUUCAAAAUAUUGAUAAAACAAAAAAUGUUUAUAAAAAGAAGAAAUUAUUAAAUCUUGUAGAGAAUUGUUAUGUAAUUGUUAAAUGCAAUGGAGAGUUAAAUCCUGGACAGUUGAAAAAAUUAAGAAAAAAUGGAGCAGAAAUUACUAUUAUGAAAAAAAAUGGACUUAACUGAAAAUGGUCACUACCAGCAGAGCAACUUUUUUUUCCAUAGUCUGAAAUAGUCGAUUUUAUUGAGGAACCAAAGAAAAUUUCGAAAAGAGGAAUUUAUUCAGUUCCAGAACUUUUUCACUAAGUUUUUUAAAACAUUAUUUUUGUCAUUUUUGUUUACUUUAUACCUAAACUGUUUUGUUUACUUGGUACCUAUACUUGUUUAGUUUGUACCUAUAUUUUAUUUACUGUACACAAGAACUUUGUUACUAAAUCUUUUUUUGUCACUUUAUUUUUGUAAAUUUAUUUUCUUUGCCUAAAUAUUGCUGUUUUUAUUGUAGUUUUGCUUCCUUUAGUUCCUUUUUACAGGGUUGGGCUAAAGUCACCCUAACACAUAGGGCGACUUUGGCCCACCAUUUAAACCACCCAAAAGAUACUUCAGGUAAAUAAUUUUCAAAUGGGAGACAGAUAGUUUUAACUGUCCUUUCUAUGUGCUUCUAAAAGUACUUAGUGUUUGAGGAAAUAACUUUUGUAGCUUUCAUGCAAUAGACAUUA
This is a messenger RNA of Hydra vulgaris (swiftwater hydra), 2868 nucleotides long. The record is from RefSeq and is a predicted model, not a curated record. Lineage: Eukaryota; Metazoa; Cnidaria; Hydrozoa; Anthoathecata; Hydridae.